UGUUCAUUCACGUGAAAAGGCAUAACUUCAUAAGCACAGCAGGCCUCCCCCCCUCGGCGGAAUGGACCGGUCCAGCGGGUAUGACCGAGGGGUUUCCGCGUCGCCUGAAACGCUCGUCAGUGCUCAAGUGAGCAGGACUAUCUGCUGAUUGGUGGAGUGUUUGUCCCGCAGCGGCGCUCCUCGUAACGAUGGCAGACUCACAGGCCGACCGCGAGCUGAUGGAGGAGGACGAGCCCUUCUUCAGUAACCUGGACAUCUUCCUCUUCUCGCUCAUCGCUGGCCUGCUCAUCUAUUGGCUGAUCUUCCGCAAAAAAGCUGAGCCCAUCCCGGACUUCAAAAAACUGGAGUCGACGCCUCAAACAUCCAGAGAAACCAGUUUUAUUGACAAAAUGAAGAAAACGGGCAAGAAUAUCGUGGUGUUUUACGGCUCACAGACGGGCACGGCUGAAGAGUUUGCCAACAGACUCGCAAAAGAUGCUCAUCGCUACGGGAUGAAGGGAAUGGCGGCGGAUCCAGAGGAGUACGACUUGAGCGAGCUCUCCCGUCUGAGCGAGAUCGAGAACUCCAUAGCCAUCUUCUGCAUGGCCACGUACGGAGAGGGAGACCCGACCGAUAACGCUCAGGACUUCUACGACUGGUUACAGGAGGCAGAUGCUGACUUCAGCGGCGUUAAAUAUACGGUGUUUGCGCUGGGAAAUAAGACUUACGAGCACUAUAAUGCCACAGGAAAGUAUGUGGACAAGAGACUGGCUGAGCUGGGAGCACAGAGGAUCUUUGACCUGGGAAUGGGAGACGAUGACGGGAAUCUCGAGGAGGACUUCGUGUCGUGGAGGGAACAGUUCUGGCCGGCUGUGUGCGAACACUUCGGGGUCGAAGCGACGGGAGAGGAAUCCAGCAUCCGUCAGUAUGAGCUGAAGGUACACGGCGAUCUGAACAUGAAUAAGAUCUACUCCGGAGAGCUGGGUCGCCUCAAGAGCUUCGAGAACCAGAAGCCGCCCUUCGAUUCGAAGAACCCCUUCCUGGCUCCGGUCACCAUGAACCGCAAGCUCAAUAAGGCCGGAGACAGACACCUGAUGCACCUGGAGCUGGACAUCACUGGCUCCAAAAUCAGGUAUGAAUCAGGAGACCACGUGGCCGUGUAUCCCAUCAAUGACAGCGUCAUAGUCAGCCGCAUCGGCGAGCUCCUCCAGGUGGACCUGGACACGGUCAUCUCGCUCAACAACCUGGACGAGGAGUCCAAUAAGAAGCAUCCGUUCCCCUGCCCGACCACGUACCGCACCGCGCUGACGCACUACCUGGACGUCACCAAUCCUCCGCGCACAAACGUGCUUUACGAGAUGGCGCAGUACGCCACUGACCCCAAAGAUCAGGAGAACAUGAGGAAGAUGGCCUCGUCCUCGUCUGAGGGCAAAGCGCUGUACCAGAGCUGGGUGCUGGACUCGUGUAGGAACAUCUUGGCGAUUCUGGAGGAUCUUCCGUCUCUGCGGCCGCCCAUCGAUCACCUCUGUGAGCUCCUGCCUCGACUCCAGGCGCGCUACUACUCCAUCGCGUCCUCCUCCAAGGUUCAUCCCAACAGCAUCCACAUCUGUGCUGUAGUGGUGGAGUACGAGACCAAGACGGGUCGGGUCAACAAAGGAGUCGCCACUAAUUGGCUGAAGAACAAGAUGCCAACCGACAACGGACACAAGGCCACGGUGCCCAUGUACAUCCGGAAGUCUCAGUUCCGCCUGCCCUUCAAGUCCAUGAACCCCGUGGUCAUGAUCGGCCCGGGCACCGGCAUCGCCCCCUUCAUGGGCUUCAUUCAGGAGCGCGGCUGGCUCAGAGAGCAAGGCAAGGAUGUUGGAGACACGGUGUUGUACUAUGGCUGCCGUUACAAGAACCAGGACUUCCUGUACCAAGAGGACCUGGAGGAGUUUGAGAAGACUGGGGUUCUGACGGCGCUCAACGUGGCUUUCUCCAGAGACCAGGCAGAGAAGGUGUAUGUGCAGCACCUGCUGAAGAAGAACAAGGAGGCCGUCUGGAGGCUGGUUCACACAGACAACGCUCACAUCUACAUCUGCGGGGACGCGCGUAACAUGGCCCGAGACGUCCAGAACGCCUUCUACGAGAUCGCAGAGGAGCUGGGAGGAAUGAGCCGCGCUCAGGCCGUGGACUACAUCAAGAAGCUCAUGACUAAAGGACGUUACUCGCAGGACGUCUGGAGCUAAGCCAGCUCGCCUGCUUCCCCUUCUGUACAUUCCUGAUGUGUCCGUCACUGGCACGCGCGACCUCGUUCUAAAAUAUCACACCGCGGUAGAGCAAGAAAUCCUGUGUAGAAUCGUGAUCUUAUCCUACUAAUCUAAUACACAUGCAUGAAACUUUAUAAUCAAAGAUAGGCUCAUUUUUAGCAUCCUACAAGCGGAGCUGGAUCAAGCGGUACUUUGUAAGCACGAAGAGACUGGAGCUCUGAAAGUGGUUUUAAACAUGCAAGAAACACGAUUCCUGGAGGAGUGCGAGACGUCUUAAACAUCACGACAUUUCACUCUGAAGAAAAAGCAUCUGAAUGUCUGUGUUUUUCUUAUUACUAUUAUUAUUAUUAUUAUUAUUAUGGCUGAAUGUGAAUGUUAGCUCAUUUCAACUGGAUGACCCUCACAGAUUUCAUUUUUCUUGAAGUUGAACCGUAUUCAUUUCUCAUCAUGUCAUAAUUUCUCGUAAUCUCUAUGUAUAUGCUGAGACUUUUCUGGAAGCUCUAGUGCCUUAUUUACGGUCUUGUUUGCGUUAGCAGAGGACCAGCGCUGCUGCUGAAAAGAGUUUACUAUU
Puntigrus tetrazona (Sumatra barb) is the source of this 2799-nucleotide messenger RNA. RefSeq names its product P450 (cytochrome) oxidoreductase b (gene porb). Gene Ontology annotation, molecular function: FMN binding; NADPH-hemoprotein reductase activity; flavin adenine dinucleotide binding. Gene Ontology annotation, cellular component: cytosol. The transcript is spliced from 16 exons. The coding region runs from base 189 to 2207 and encodes 672 amino acids. NCBI's taxonomy places the organism in Eukaryota, Metazoa, Chordata, Actinopteri, Cypriniformes, Cyprinidae. Gene Ontology annotation, biological process: response to hormone. The record is from RefSeq and is a predicted model, not a curated record.